Lodderomyces jiufengensis is the source of this 2814-nucleotide messenger RNA. It is a transcript of the gene SEC24, whose product is annotated as COPII subunit. The transcript has a single exon. The record is from RefSeq and is a predicted model, not a curated record. Gene Ontology annotation, cellular component: COPII vesicle coat; endoplasmic reticulum exit site. Gene Ontology annotation, biological process: COPII-coated vesicle cargo loading; endoplasmic reticulum to Golgi vesicle-mediated transport; intracellular protein transport. NCBI's taxonomy places the organism in Eukaryota, Fungi, Ascomycota, Pichiomycetes, Serinales, Debaryomycetaceae. Gene Ontology annotation, molecular function: zinc ion binding; SNARE binding. The coding region runs from base 1 to 2814 and encodes 937 amino acids.
AUGUCGGGUAGAAGAAGGGCAUAUCCACAACCACAAUAUAGUGCUGGGGCUACUCCUGGCGUUCCAGGUCCGAUUGGUCAACAACCUCAACAACCAAUUGGUGGUCAACCACAAGCAUCAACUUAUGGACCUGAACAAAUAACUCAGCAGUUUCAGGGAAUGUAUGUCCAUCAACAAGCUCCAUCAGCUUCACAAUAUCAACAACCACAACAACAAUAUCCACAACAACAAUCGAAUCAACAACAAGGAGGAUUAAGUUAUGAUCCAUAUCAAGCACAACCUGGAGCAGGCUCUGUUUAUGGACAAGGAAUGGGUGGUAUUCCACCAGCUCCAGCAAGUCAAGGAGGAUUACCACAACAAGCAGCUGGUGGAUCUGGAUAUGCGGGGUAUGGUCAACCAAAUAAUAUUGCAUCUGGUAUACAAUUUAAUGCAUUAUAUACAACUGAUUUAUCACGAGAUUUACCACCACCAAUUGCAGAAUUAUCAUUUCAACCACCCCCAAUUACUAUACCGGAAAGUGCUACAUUGAUACCAGGAUCUAAAACUGCAAAUGGUAAACCAGAAUAUUUUAGAUCUACUUUAAAUGUUGUACCAAAUAAUUCAUCAUUAUUGAAAAAAUCAAAAUUACCAUUAGCUUUAGUUGUAAAACCGUAUAAUGCAUUAAGAAUUGAUGAUGAAAAUGUUCCUGUCACUUGUGAUACUACAAUAAGUAGAUGUCGUCGUUGUCGUGGUUAUAUUAAUCCUUUCAUUACAUUGGCAGAAAAUGGUAGACGUUGGAGAUGUAAUUUUUGUAAUUUAUUAAAUGAUAUACCAAGUGCUUUUGAAUAUGAUGAAAUUAGUGGACAAGUUAAAAAUAAAUUUGAUAGAGUAGAAUUAAAUCAUUCAGUUGUUGAAUUUAUUGCACCAAAAGAAUAUAUGGCAAGAGCUCCUCAACCAAUUGUAUAUGUUUUCAUUAUUGAUGUUUCAGUUCAUGCUGUUCAAAGUGGAUUAACUGGUACUAUAACAAGAACUAUAUUGGAAAGUUUAGAUAGAAUCCCAAAUGCGAAUAAAACUGCAAGAGUUGCUUUUAUCGGUGUUGAUUCAACUUUACAUUAUUUCAGAUUUAAUGAAGGUUUAGAAGGUACUGAAAUAAUGGUUGUUGCAGAUAUCGAUGAACCAUUUUUACCGUCACCAGGUGGGUUAUUAGUUAAUUUGGAUGAAAAUAGAGAAGCAAUUGAAAAAUUAUUAUUAGAUUUCCCUACUUUCUUUGAAGGAAAUGCAAAUCAAGGCUUUGCUUUGGGUCCUGCAUUAAAAGCAGGUCAUAAAUUGAUAAGUAAUGUUGGUGGUAAGUUAGUAUGUUUUACUGCUUCUUUACCAAAUAUUGGUGAAGGUAAAUUAAGUGUAAGAGAUGAAGCAAGUGUUGCCGGUAAAGCAAAAGAAGCAAAAGCGUUAUUGACAUCUGCUGAUAGUUUUUAUAAAUCAUUUGCAGUUAAUUGUAAUUCAUCACAAGUUACAGUUGAUUUAUUUUUAACUUCUGCUGCUUAUCAAGAUGUUGCAACAUUAUCAAAUUUACCAAGAUAUACUGCUGGUCAAACUCAUUAUUACCCAUCUUGGACAAGCAAUAGAGAUGAAGAUAUUGCUAAAUUAUCUAAAGAAGUUAGUGAUCAUUUAUCUCAAGAUAUUGCAUUAGAAGCUGUUUUAAGAGUAAGAGGUUCAACUGGUUUUAGAAUGUCUUCCUUUUAUGGUAAUUUUUUUAAUAGAUCAUCAGAUUUAUGUUCAUUUCCAACUUUCCCAAGAGAUCAAUCAUAUCUUAUUGAAAUGUCUAUAGAGGAAACUAUAACUAAACCAGUUGUUUAUUUCCAAGCAGCUGUAUUACAUUCAACAUCAUUUGGAGAAAGAAGAAUUAGAGUUAUGAAUUUAGCUUUACCUGUAUCAUCAAAAUUAGUAGACAUUUACGCAUCUGCUGAUCAAUUAGCAAUAACUGAUUUUUUCACACAUAAAGCUAUUGAAAAAGCAUUAUCUUCUUCAUUACCAGAAGCAAGAGAUUAUUUGAUUGCAAGAGUUGUUGAUAUUUUGAAUAUUUAUAGAAAAGAAUUAGUUGCUGGAAAUGUUUCAGGUGCCUCACCAUUACAAAUAUCAACUAACCUAAGAAUGUUGCCAUUAUUGUUGUUCUGUUUAACUAAACAUCUUGGUUUCAGAAGUGAUAGAGUACCAUCAGAUCAUAGAGCUGCUGCAUUAAAUAAUUUAGGUUCAAUGCCAAUCCCACAAUUAAUAAAAUCUAUAUAUCCAACAGUAUAUUCAUUACAUGAUAUGCCAGAUGGAUGUGGUUUACCUGGAAUAAAACAAGACGAAGAAGAUCAAGAACAAGAAGAUAAUACUGAAAUAGAUGUUGUAUUACCAGAACCAAUCAACGACUCAAAAACAAGUUGGGAAGGUUAUGGAUUAUAUUUAAUAGAUAAUGGCAGUGAAUUAUUCCUUUGGGUUUCAGGAAAUGUAGUACCUGGAUUAAUUCAAGAUGUAUUUGGUACAGAAAAUCUUUACGAAAUCCCAACAGGUAAAACAGAAUUACCAGAAUAUUCAAUUGAAGAAAGUGAAUUCAAUUAUAGAGUUCGUCAAAUCAUUGGUAAAAUAAGGGAACAAAAUGAUUCAAUAAUAUGGAAAAAUCUUUAUGUUGUUGUUGGAGCUUCUUCAAAUGAACCUAUAGAAAUUUCUCAACAAAGAGAUUUAAUGGCUUUAAGAAUGUGGGCUUCAAGUUGUUUAGUUGAAGAUAAAAUUGGUAGUGAACCAACUUAUAGAGAUUUCUUAACUUCAAUAAAAUCAAAAGUUAGUCAAUAG